Molecule: messenger RNA, 2488 nt
Organism: Cotesia glomerata
Lineage: Eukaryota; Metazoa; Arthropoda; Insecta; Hymenoptera; Braconidae
Exons: 1
Coding region: 2-2488 (828 amino acids)
Source: RefSeq, a predicted model, not a curated record
AAUGCCUAAUUGCAGUAUUUGUUCAAUUCAAGUUGAUUGUAUUAAUACACUCAUUUUUCAUAUCGCUAAACAACAUUCAGAUGUAAAAAAUAUAUACAAUUGUGGCGAAUUGAAUUGUUACUCAACUUUUAGCACAAAAGAUUCUUUCAAAAAACAUUUACAAAGAAUACAUGAUUGCCAGUUGAACUCAUUAGUAGUAAAUGAUAUAGAUAUUAAUUUAACUAAUGAAACUCGAGAAUUUUCUAAUAGUGAAAAUCUAAAUUAUGACAGUAAUACUCAGAGUGACUUUCAGCAAAAUACAAAUAAUCCGGAUUUUUCAGCGAAUGAUUUCAAAACUGCCCUUAAUAAAGCAGCAGUAGAACUUAUAGCAAAUAUGUACGCUAAUCUUCGCUUGUCUAAAAAUAUUGUUCAACAUAUUCUCGAUGAUAUUAAGGUUUUCUUGAGUGAAUCUUUUAUAGGUAUAUUAGAAUCAAAAGUAGAAAAUACUCUUAUUAAUUCAAACUGUUCCGACAAAGAUAUUAAUGUAAUUAAAAAAAUGUUUGAUGAUAUAAAAAAUACUUUUGCGGAUUUAGAUACAGAACAUCGACGGUUGAAGCAUUUUGAAAAAUCAGGUUCUUAUAUAAAACCGAAAUCGUAUAUUAUUGAUCGUACUUAUGUUAUUUCAAAAUCAAAAAAAGGUUCUAAAGGUAAAAUGACCGACAUAUGUGGACAAUUCAUACCAUUACGUGCAACGCUUAAAAAAUUUUUUCAGCAACCUAAUGCUUUAACUGACACGGUGAAUUAUAUGGAACAACUUAAAAAUAAUGAAACAGUAAUUGAAAACUAUAUUCAGUGUAAAUCAUGGGCUAAAAAACGAUCUGAAUACAAAGAUGAUGAUAUUGUGAUACCAUAUUUUUUAUCUGGUGAUGACGUGGAAGUUAAUAAUCCUCUAGGUUCUCGAUCAGGAAAGGUUAUGCCCAUUUACGCAUCAAUUCCAUGUUUACCAUCAGAAUGCCGGUCAAAAGUAGAAAAUUAUUUUCUUGUUUUAUUGUAUGACAGUUGGAUUCGUUUAAAUAAAAAUAAAAAAAAUCGAACAUUUCGCAUUUACCGCCCGCUCAUUAAGGAAAUAAAAUUUUUGGAAGAAAAAGGAAUUAAAAUUUUAACAAAUCAAGGUGAAAAACAUGUUUAUUUUGUAUUGGGUCUAAUCCAAGGAGAUAACCUUGGCUUACAUGGUCUUUUAGGCUUUACCGAAUCGUUUUCUGCCACUUAUUAUUGUCGAUUUUGUAAAAUGGACAAAAAUACAUGUCAAAAUACCAUUCUUUUAUCCCCUGAAUUGACUCGAACUGUACAAAACUACAAGACAGACCUUAAAACAAAUAAUAUUACGCUAACAGGUAUACGAGAAAAAUGUGUGUUUAAUUCAGCUUCAUUCUAUGCCGUAGAGAAUUUUUCUGUCGACGAAAUGCAUGAUUUUAGAGAAGGGAUAGCUCAUGAUGAUUUAAUAGAAAUUUUAAGCGCAAUUACUUCACAAAAUAGUGAAUAUUAUGAGUUUUCUGUAUCAGAAUUGAAUGAAAGAUUAGCAGUGUUUGAUUAUGGGCCUAUUGAUUCCCUAAAUAAACCUCCAUUUAUUAGAGAUGACGAUUUGAGCAAAAAUAAUAAAUUAAAAAUGACAGCUUCAGAGUUAACCACGUUUGUUAGAUUAUUGGGAGUAAUAAUUGGAGAUUUAGUGUCGAAAGAUAACCCCUAUUGGCAAUUAUAUCUUAUUUUGCGAGAAAUAUUUGAUUUCAUUUUAGCUAAAAAAAUUACAAAUGAUCAAAUAAAUGCGUUUGAUACCACUAUAAACAGACACUGGCAGCUGUAUAAGCAAUUGACUGGUAAUUCUAUGAAACCAAAGGGCCAUAUUUCUCUUCACUACAAAAAAACGUGUGAGGAAAGUGGUCCUUGCCCACAUUUAUCUUCAAUCAGAGCUGAAUCUAAGCAUACAAAUUUAACAGUACCGGCAUCAGUUAAUAAAUCUCGUGUAAAUAUUUGUAAAUCUAUCGCGAUAAAGCACCAACUAAAUUUAAAUUAUCGUUUUUUGGCAAAUAGAUCUAUUACAGAUGAAAAAAUUACUGGUAUUAAAAUGAAAAUUAAUUCUAAAACAUGGUCAAAAUAUAAUUGUUCAAAUGAAGCAUUAAAUAAUUCCAAAAAAAGUUUUUUUCGAUGGGUAGAAUAUAAAAGUAUUAAAUAUACCCAAAAUAUGGUUUUAAUUACUGGAACGAAAGAUCUCUGCCCAACAUUUGCUUUAAUUGAAUUGAUCAUCAGUCUUGAUGAUCGUAAUGAAUUAGUUUUUGUAUGCAGAAGUAUUGACGUAUUAGGGUUUAAUGAACAUGUAUGGGCAUACGAAGUAAAAACCGAUGAGAAAAUUAUAUUUGUCAAUGUUAAAGACUUACUUGACCCAUUCCCUCUCUACAUUUAUACCUCAGUUAAUAACGAAAAUUUCAUUGUUUUAAAAGAUCAUGUUUGUUAA